Messenger RNA from Orcinus orca (killer whale), 751 nucleotides. It is a transcript of the gene C10H3orf49, whose product is annotated as chromosome 10 C3orf49 homolog. The record is from RefSeq and is a predicted model, not a curated record. Lineage: Eukaryota; Metazoa; Chordata; Mammalia; Artiodactyla; Delphinidae. The transcript is spliced from 5 exons. The coding region runs from base 350 to 655 and encodes 101 amino acids.
CUCUGUGCUCAGCGGCUGCAGAAGCAAUUUCUUCUUCUUCCCCUUACAAAUGACCUGCUUUUUUCCUGACACUGUAUUUUCUUAGAACCAGACAAUCUCAUUUCUCUGCACCCUAUAGAUCUCUUCAAAGCGAGCUCUGGGCACAAAGGAGACACCUGGGGGGUGGAGAAUAAUAUGAAUACGACCUCCAACUCGACGUUGUUAUGUGGCGAAUGUCCAGUUUAUAAGAGAAUGUCCCAAAGUUCCGUAUUCCUCAAAAAAGAGACCACGCUUUCCAGCAUUCAAAAAAAAGAAACAUAGCACGGAAAACAUCCUCCGAAAAUCAGAUUUGACAGUAGGAAAGCUUCAAAUGCAGGUGGAUGACCUCAUAGAAGCAGUGACAGAUAAAUCCAUGAAGCUAUUGGCCCAAAGACACGCUGAGCUUCAACAGUGUGAAUUUCUAGGGGAUGAAAUCCUUCAGUCUUCCAAGCAGUUCCAGAGGAUAUCCAAGAGAACCAUGAGGAAGUAUAAAGUGAAAAACGUUAACUUGAAAUACCCUUUGAACUUUACCCCUAGUCCUCUGAACCAGGCCUUUUUCUCCUCCUCUACUCCCCAUUCAGUACAUAAAGAAGUGGAAACACUGAAGGAUGGACAGAGUAUCGUCAGUUUCUCUUGAUUCAAUUAUAAUUUCAAGGAUACAUGACUUCAGAAGUAUUCCAAACAAGGAUUUUACCUCCACUGUUUUUCCAUUUACCUAUGCCUGGGCAGAAUA